AUGAGUCGACACGUUCUGGUUCUUGGCGGCCACGGCAAGGUCGCCCAACUCCUCACGCCGCUUUUGUUGCAGCGAUCAUGGACAGUGACCAGUAUCAUCCGGUCGGAGGAACAGGUUCCAACUGUUCGCAAGCUCGGAGAUAACCAGUCAGGACAGCUCAAUGUUCUCGUUCGAAGCAUAGAAGACGUCAAAGAAGUAUCACAAGCCAAGUCGAUUCUUGAUGAAGUCAAGCCUGACUACAUCGUCUGGAGUGCUGGAGCCGGCGGCAAGGGUGGCCCCGAGCGAACUUUGGCUAUAGACCGCGACGCUGCCAUUGCUUUCAUUCGCGCAGCGGCAUCCACACCUUCAAUCACCAAAUUUUUAAACGUCAGCCACCUUGCGUCCCGGCGCCAGAAGCCAUCCUGGUGGGGAGACGCGGCUUGGCAGACUGCGUUGAACACGAACAAGAAGCUUGCGACGUACUACCAGGCUAAAAUUGCUGCUGAUGAGGUCUUGUAUGAGGAAGGGCGCAAACGCAAGGACUUUGCAGCGAUCAAUCUCCGUCCCGGUACCUUGACGUCUGAGCCGGCAGGCCGGGUAGAGCUCGGACGAACCGCAAACUCGGCUGGAGAGGUAAGCAGAGCAAAUGUGGCUGCCGUAGCCGCGCUGCUGUUGGAAGCGGAUGGGACGAAGAAUUCUUGGUUAGACCUGCUUGACGGUAAGGAAGAGCCGGAGGCGGCGGUGAAACGUGUCGUGAGUGAUGGUGUGGACGCUGCCGAAGGCGAACCAGUCUACCAGUCUACAGCAUGA
Phaeoacremonium minimum UCRPA7 is the source of this 789-nucleotide messenger RNA. RefSeq names its product putative nad dependent epimerase dehydratase protein. The transcript is spliced from 2 exons. The coding region runs from base 1 to 789 and encodes 262 amino acids. The record is from RefSeq and is a predicted model, not a curated record. NCBI's taxonomy places the organism in Eukaryota, Fungi, Ascomycota, Sordariomycetes, Togniniales, Togniniaceae.